CUCCCCCCCCCUAUUGCUCCCAAGUUCCCAAAGUCGUACUGACCCACGGCGGAAAUUUUCCACAACACUUUCAUUACGGACCCGCCGCAUUCUCGCUGCUUUCCCUCGGUCUCCACUUUCAAAUGAGCUCCGGCCCCAUCGCUUCUAACUGACAGCACGGCUCGCCAAUGGCUGAUUUCCUUUAGGAACCCGGCGACUCGGUAUCCUGUAAACCCGGGUCUUUGCAGCUUACGGGAGGCAGAGCCGAUACCAUGGAGAAGAGUCCCACGAAAACGCCGCUUUAAUCGGGGGACAAAACCCCUACGAUCUGAAGUUAAGAUGUCUGCCACCUCAACCCACACAUGUGGUCUGAUUUCCCUCGCCAUCCUCACCAUCCUCUGUGUUCACGUCAACUCUGAGCCAUGGAUCCCUGAAGCUGCAGACGUCCAGUACGGCUCCCUGGACUGCAACGUGACGCUGGCCUGCAGCUCCCCAUGGCCCAGGUCCUUGGCGGAGUGGCGACUGAACGGGAGCACACCGGUUCCAGAACAGACGGUCCUGGGGUCGGAUGGCGGCCUGACACUCGUUAACGCCAAACAGCACAUGGGGGGAAUCUACAGCUGCCACGACGAGAAGGGGAAUGUGGUCCACGCGGUGAAGCUGUACCUGGGCCGUGCCCCGGAGCCAUUGAAUGUGUCGUGCAGGAUGGCCAAUCACUUCGUCGUCCGUUGCUCCUGGAAGCCACUGGUGAACACGUACCUGCCCAGCAAGUUCAUCGCCACCUACAGGAAUGAUGACCUUGUGGCGACGUGCCACCAGGAGCCGUCCCAGCCCAAUGAGUGCACCAUCGGUAAUCCAUUCGCGUGGUGGCACACAGUCACCAUGAACAUCACCGAGGUCAACCCCCUAGGCUCCGCCUCCACCCGGAUACUGCUGCAGUUCCAUAAGCUGUUGAGACCUGACCCCCCCGAGGCAGUGACCACAGAGCCGGUGGCGGGACAGCCCCGAAAGCUGCGAGUUAGCUGGCGGUACCCGAGCUCGUGGCCGCAGAGCAGGGCCUUCCCGCUGCUCUUCCAACUGCGCUACCGGCCAGUGGGCUCCAACAUCUGGUCUGAGAGGAGCACGACUGACACUAACGUGACGAUCACGGAUGUGGUCUCUGGACACCCCCACCUCAUUCAGGUGCAGGCUGGAGAUGAAUUAAGCUUUGGCAGCUGGAGCGAGUGGAGUCCUGAGCUGCAGGCUCUGCCCUGGAUCGUAGAAGCUAGUCCACCCACGAAGGAGGAUCCGGCCUACAACCUCUUCACAGAGCCGAUAACAGUGGAGUCCACAGAGCCACCCCCGGAGGAUCACAGGAACGUGGGCGUGCUGGUGUGCCUGGGCCUGCUAGCGGGAGUCAUCCUUUUGAUGCUGUGCACGCUGAUCAUCCUCCUCUGGAUGAGACAGAAGAGGAGGGACUGCAUGAUGAAGAGGGAGUUGGCAUCGAUGAUGUCCAUGCAGCAUGUGAAGAUAUGAGGUGUCUGUGAUACCUGGCAGCCCACAGGAGCUGUUUUCAAGGAGAAGCAGUAAUGCCACUAAGAGGUUCAGCAGGACCACACAAAGGACUACAAAACCCAGACUCCACAAGGCCAUGGGAACUCAACUGAUGUGUCAGGACUAAGCAGACUGACAUGGGACAGAAGGCAUGGUGUGUUGGACGGAAGGCCUGGAACCAAAGCGAAGACAGCAUUGGCUGUCAACCGUGUACAGACUUUUGUUUCACCUGGAGAUGCCAGAUGCUGCUUCUGAGAUGUGAAUGAACCGUUCGCAUGGGCAUUUAAAGACUCGGAGAGAGGGCUGUGUUCUGAUGGGGUUGGCUUUUGCGCUGACAAAAUGCUGCCCUACAAGGUUGUGAAAGAGAGCUAAAGAAACCAUUAUAUUGAAUUAACCCAUACUCAUCCAUGUCCUCCAUUAGCACCCAACUCCAGUCACAAAUACCAAACACUCCCCUGCCAAACCUUUCCUGUAAUCCCACCUUCCUUAUACUGCUGCUUAGGCCAGGUCCUCUCCCUCCCUUGCUUCGCCUCCAUUGACACUUAUACUUACCACCUUCCUCUCCCAAACGCAGCACACACACACUGAAUAAGCCCCACACAAGUCUAUUGUUCCAAAGUUUAUAGUGCUGCUCUAACAAUACAUGCCAUAUCUCCCAUCCAGCACCAACUCGGUCCAGACUUAAAACUGACAGCAUCCUAUGGGGAGAUGCCUGGACCUGCUCCAGAAAGAGCCAGAGCAUCCACUCAGCACAUCACCAUGCAAGACAAACACGACAAGUCUUAAAAUGCACUUUAUUCCGAACAUUUAAAAGAAGCUCCAGAAUGAGGUUACGCUAGCAACACGUUCCCCGCGUGUUUACAUUGCAACAAAAUAAGCUAUCUCACUGAUCUGAGAAAAGGCAGACAGACACUGCGCACUCGUCAGCUCGGUUGAAAUGGUCAGAUAAACGAAUAAAAUGACACUGAUAGAACAGCAAACGGUGCGAUCAAAAUACCCCUUUUAUAACUGCGGCUGGCUGGGGGGGGAACAAGCCCCAUUCUUAAACACGGACAAGCAGAGAAACUACAGAAAACAGCAUAAACCCAUAAUCUCACAGACACUUGAUUGCAAAGCCCACACACACCACACAGUCCGGCUGACCCCCCUCCCCCCCCCAAACACAUGGGCCGCAUUAACCGGCAAACACAAUAAACCCUCCCCCCUUGGAAAAGCUCCAGCAAAAUCAUUACAGUACAUCUGCAUACACACCCAUCACUAUAAACAGAGGUGUGCCCCCCCCCAUAUAUAAUCUGGCGUCAUUUGUCCCCCAUAAUAAAUAGACCUUUGUAUUUAAA
Molecule: messenger RNA, 2849 nt
Organism: Brienomyrus brachyistius
Lineage: Eukaryota; Metazoa; Chordata; Actinopteri; Osteoglossiformes; Mormyridae
Gene: il11ra
Product: interleukin 11 receptor, alpha
Exons: 13
Coding region: 319-1494 (391 amino acids)
Biological process (GO): cytokine-mediated signaling pathway
Cellular component (GO): external side of plasma membrane; membrane
Molecular function (GO): protein binding; cytokine receptor activity
Source: RefSeq, a predicted model, not a curated record